UUUCUAUUUGUCCGUCUUGAAACAUCUCUAUCCUUAAAUGUAAAAAUAUUUUAAAUUUAGUCCUUAAAUGUUAAAAACUUAAUAGUUGAAAUCUUAUACUGUUAAGAGAAGUUCAGUGAUUGUUUCUUAAUCAUGUUUACCGAACAAAUGGCUUUGUAGGCCAAUGACAGGAGGAUCCUUAAUAUCAAGCAAAACUGAAGUAAUUUCAAAAGUGGCAUCCACCUACCUUUUGGGGUAUAGAGGACACCAAAGAUGUUGAUGAGUGGAUACAGGAUCUAGAACAAAUAUUUGAAGUGAUGAGAUGCAAGGAUCAUUACAAAGUUAUACUGGCCACCUUUAUGCUUAGAAGAGAGGCUAGGAGUUGGUGGAAACCUAUUGAGGGAGGUAUACUAGCAGGGGGUGAACUUAACUUGGAGGGAUUUUAUCAAAGACUUGUACGAGACCUAUUUCUCUCAAGCUACACUUAAUAGGUAGGAGCAAGAUCUAAAUGAAUUGCGGCAGGAAGAUAUGAUAGUACAUCAGUAGUAGGCCAAAUUUAAUGAUCUGGUGCAAUUUGUUCCCCCUGUGGCUAAGGAUGAAUUAACCAAAAUGAGAAGUUUCAGAUUGGUCUAUGAACUUCUAUUGGAGAAUUGGUAGUCUCUGCAGAACGAGACACUUAUGCAAAUAUAAUGAAAAAGGCUCAAGUAAUUGAACACUACCAAACUACUAUGAAGGGAAAAAAAUACUAAAGAGGGAGGCAAAGGUAAAGCAGUCAUCAACUACAUGCAACCUCAUAACAAGAGGGUUAAGCAAAAGGGUAAAAGAAGAGGGGUGUUCAUUAAUAAAGUAGAAGCUCAGGAACGCAAAGUGUGCCAUCAAAAACAUGAAGGCGAAGACUGUUACAAGAAAAGGGGUGCAUGUUUCAAGUGUGGGAAGUCAGGACAUUUAGCAAGAAAUUGUAGUGAGGACCAACCAGAUGAAAAAAGACAGAAGGUGGUUAGAAGAGUGUAUGCCUUGAAUGAGCAAGUUCAAGGAAAUCUUGCUAUGAUUAGAGGGGAAGGAACCCUGAGCAAAACCAGUAAUUGUUACAUGAGAACAAAGAAAAUGAUGCAACAAGGCUGCAUUGGUUACCUAGCUUAUAUCUUUGAGAAUAGGAGUAAGCUAGUGUCCAUUGAGGGUAUUAGGGUAGUGGAAGAUUUUAAGGAUGUGUUUCCUAGAGAACUACCCAAAUUAUCCCCAAAGAGAGAAAUUGAAUUUAUGAUAGAUUUGCUACCUGGGAUAGCACCAAUAUCUCAACCUCCAUAUAGGAUGGCUCCUGUAAAAUUAAUUGAGCUUGAAAAACAAUUGCAAGAAUUACUGGACAAGCGUUUCAUUAGGAUGAGUGUUUCACCAUGGGGUGCACCAGUUUUAUUUGUGAAGAAAAAGGAUGCUUCACUUAGAUUAUGUGUAGACUAUAGAAAGUUAAACCAAGUGAUAGUUAAAAAUAAAAAUCCAUUGCCUAGUGUAGAUGAUCUUUCUGACCAAUUGCAGGGUGCUAAGGCAUUUUCGAAGAUCGAUUUAAGGUCAAGAUAUCAUCAGUUAAGAAUAAAGCAAGAUGUUGUGAAGAUCGCUUUUAGAACUAGAUAUGGUCAUUUUGAGUUCCUCGUUAUGCCCUUUGGGCUAACUAAUACUCUAGCAACAUUUAUGGAUCUCAUGCAUAGGGUGCUACAACCAUAUCUAGAUAAGUUUGUUAUAGUUUUCAUAGAAGCUAUGUUGGUGUACUCACCUAAUGAGGAGAGUCACACAAGACAUUCAGCACUUGUCUGCAAAUGCUUAGAGAAAAAGAACCAUAUGUCAAAUUAGACAAAUAUAAAUUUUGGUUGAAAGAAGUUAGUUUUCUGUUGCAUGUAGUUUCUUGUAGUGGAAUUUCUGUUGAUCCUAGUAAAAUUGAAGUUGUUGU
Molecule: messenger RNA, 1918 nt
Organism: Rubroshorea leprosula
Lineage: Eukaryota; Viridiplantae; Streptophyta; Magnoliopsida; Malvales; Dipterocarpaceae
Source: the annotation of a GenBank genome assembly